AUGGUGAAGCUCACAAAAGCACUCGAGGUCCUCGGACUAGCGACCUUGGCUGCGGGCCACGGCUAUGUUGAUACCGCCAGCAUCGGCGGCGUGGAAUACAAGACGAUUGCGCUGCAUGCGGCGUUUGCGUACCCGGGCGUCCAAUUCUACCCGAACUGCCACCAGCUCGAGAUCACCGGCUUGGGCACCGUUGUCCCGACGGAUCUUGUCAGCUUUCCCGGUGCUUAUGCUGCUGAUGACCCAGGAGUUACUUUUAAUGCCUAUUUGCCGAGAAUGAAGAGAUCAGAUGACGCGGCAAGGGUAGCGGAGACAGGCAGCGAGAUCGGGGGGCCAGCGUCAAAGUCGAGCUCUUGCAUUGACGUCGCGUGUACCAGGGAGCCCGUGACGAGGUUGAAGGUCCAGAUGAUGCGUGUGAUCGACGUCAUGGCAGCACCGAAGGUUCUCGUAGCAAAUGAGGCUCAUGUCGGCACAGACUCGACAGCGCCGCUAGAAAAACAGUGUUCAGCCAUUCACAGCAGAAGGGGGCCCAUCAAGAUCAUGCGCUAG
Molecule: messenger RNA, 546 nt
Organism: Verticillium alfalfae VaMs.102
Lineage: Eukaryota; Fungi; Ascomycota; Sordariomycetes; Glomerellales; Plectosphaerellaceae
Exons: 4
Coding region: 1-546 (181 amino acids)
Source: RefSeq, a predicted model, not a curated record